Messenger RNA from Hyaena hyaena (striped hyena), 1421 nucleotides. It is a transcript of the gene KRT19, whose product is annotated as keratin 19. The transcript is spliced from 6 exons. Gene Ontology annotation, molecular function: structural molecule activity. NCBI's taxonomy places the organism in Eukaryota, Metazoa, Chordata, Mammalia, Carnivora, Hyaenidae. The record is from RefSeq and is a predicted model, not a curated record. Bases 67 to 1290 code for a protein of 407 amino acids.
CUGCCCCCGCCCGCCCGGGGCAUAAAAGGCGCCAGGUGAGGACCUCGCCACUCCUACCGCCAAGCUAUGCACCUCCGACCAAUGGGUGACCGCACGACUUCCUUUAGUUACCGGCAAAUGGCCGGCGGCCAGUCCUUGGGGGGUCUGCGCUACGCGGGAGGAAAUGUCUUCCGCGCGCCGAGCAUCCACGGGGGUUCCGGCGGCCGCGGCGUGUCCAUGUCCUCCGCCCGCUUAAUGUCCUCGUCCUUCGGGGGCUACGGCGGGGACUACAGCGGCAGCUUUGCGGGCGGCCUGGACGGGUCCGACGGCCUCUUCUCCGGCAAUGAGAAGCUCACCAUGCAGAACCUCAACGACCGGCUGGCCUCCUACCUGGACAAGGUGCGCGCCCUGGAGGAGGCCAACGGCGACCUGGAGGCGAAGAUCCGCGACUGGUACGCGAAGCAGGGGUCCGGGCCCGCCCGCGACUACAGCCACUACUUCAAGAUCAUCGAGGACCUGCGGGAUAAGAUUCUUGGUGCCACCAUUGAGAACUCCCAGGUUGUCCUGCAGAUUGACAAUGCCCGUCUGGCUGCGGAUGACUUCCGAACCAAGUUUGAGACCGAGCUGGCCCUGCGCAGGAGCGUGGAGGCCGACAUCAACGGCCUGCGCAGGGUGCUGGAUGAGCUGACCCUGGCCAAGGCUGACCUGGAGAUGCAGAUCGAAGGGCUGAAGGAGGAGCUGGCCUACCUAAAGAAGAACCACGAGGAGGAAAUCAGUGCCCUGAAGAGCCAGGUGGGUGGCCAGGUCAGCGUGGAGGUGGAUUCUGCUCCGGGCAUCGACCUCGGCAAGAUCCUGAGUGACAUGAGAAGCCAAUAUGAGGUCAUGGCUGAGAAAAACCGAAAGGAUGCUGAAGACUGGUUCACCAGCCGGACGGAAGAGCUAAAUCAGGAGGUGGCCAGCCACACGGAGCAGCUGCAGACUAGCAAGGUGGAGGUCACCGAAGUGCGGCGCACCCUCCAGGGUCUGGAGAUUGAGCUGCAGUCUCAGCUAAGCAUGAAAGCCGCCCUGGAAGGCACGCUGGCGGACACAGAGGCCCGUUUUGGAGCCCAGCUGGCCCAGAUCCAGGCUCUGAUCAGCAGCUUGGAAGCCCAGCUGAGCAAGGUGCGUGCAGACACUGAACGGCAGAACCAGGAGUACCAGCAGCUCAUGGACAUCAAGUCACGGCUGGAGCAGGAGAUCGCCACCUACCGCAGCCUGCUGGAGGGCCAGGAUGCCCACUACAACAACCUGCCCACCUACAAGGCUCUCUGAGUCCUGGCAGCCUCCUGGGCUUCCUGCUCUCCCGCGAAGAGGUUCCCCUGGCGGGGAGGGGCGUGGGAAGGGAGCGACCGUAUCCCUGGCGCUUUCCCUGACCUGUCAAUAAAGCUUUAUGGCCCAAGGGA